AAAAUUUUGAAUUUUUUUUGAACUCUUUUGAACUUUAAAUCCGCAAAAACAUAAACAAUUCAAACAUUUGAAAUCGUGUAGAGUAAAAAUCACUUUAUUAAAAUAUUAAAUGACAAUUUAAGACAAUGGAGGAAGUACAAAGACAUUCAGUACACACGCUAGUGUUCCGUUCGCUCAAAAGAAGCCACGAUUUCUUCGUCAGUAAUCAAUCAAUUCUCAAUUUAGAAGCCGAUGAAAAAACAGAGAAAAUGAGAUAUAGUGUUAAGGCUAGAGACUCGUAUGGUCCAAUUUUUGAUCGUGUAGCAGCAGUUGAGCAGGAAAAAAAGAAAGCCGAUUAUUUUGGUAAAUCGACAGAACAUACAGAAAGUAAAGGAAAUGAAAUGGCACUAGUUCCAUCAAGCCAAUCUAAUAAUAAUACUAAUGAAUCAACUUCAUCCAGUGCACUCCUUUCAAUACCACAAUCUUUCUCACAAAGUCAGCAACAAUUGAUUCCGAAAAAACCUUCGUCGAUUCCAAAACCAAAAUGGCAUGCUCCUUGGAAAUUAUAUCGAGUCAUUAGUGGACAUUUAGGAUGGGUAAGAUGUGUAGCUGUUGAGCCGGGAAAUGAAUGGUUUGCAACUGGAGCUGCUGAUCGUGUCAUUAAAAUUUGGGAUUUAGCAAGUGGAAAAUUGAAGCUUUCUUUAACUGGACAUGUCAGCACAGUUCGUGGAUUAGCUAUAAGUCCUCGACAUCCUUAUUUAUUCUCUUGCGGUGAAGAUCGACAAGUUAAAUGUUGGGAUUUGGAAUAUAAUAAAGUUGUGAGACAUUAUCAUGGACAUUUAUCUGCUGUUUACUCGAUGUCAUUGCAUCCAACACUUGAUGUUUUAGUAACUGCUGGACGUGAUUCUACUGCUCGUAUUUGGGACAUGAGAACAAAGGCUAACAUUCAUACAUUAUGUGGUCAUACAAAUACGAUUGCUAGUGUUGUUACUCAAGCAGCAAAUCCUCAAAUUAUCACUGGAAGUCACGAUUCAACAGUAAGACUUUGGGAUCUCGCAGCAGGUAAAAGCAUGUGUACAUUGACAAAUCACAAAAAAAGUGUUCGAGGUGUUGUCCUACAUCCAACACUAUAUAUGUUUGCUUCAGCAAGUCCUGAUAAUAUCAAACAAUGGCGUUGUCCAGAAGGAAAUUUUGUUCAGAACCUUUCAGGACAUAAUACAAUUGUUAAUUGCAUGGCUGUUAAUUCAGAAGGUGUUUUAGUUUCUGGUGGUGACAAUGGAAGCAUGCAUUUUUGGGAUUGGCGUACUGGCUAUAAUUUCCAACGUAUUCAAGCUAGUGUUCAGCCUGGAUCAAUGGAUUCUGAAGCUGGAAUAUUUUCAAUGAUUUUCGAUCAAUCUGGAUCACGUUUAAUUACAACAGAAGCUGAUAAGACGAUCAAAAUUUAUAGAGAAGACGAUGAGGCAUCUGAAUCAAGUCAUCCAGUCAAUUGGAAGCCAGAUAUUAUUAAGAGACGCAAAUAUUAAAUAAAAGAAAAGGAACUUUCCAUGAUUUUUU
Messenger RNA from Chironomus riparius, 1533 nucleotides. Lineage: Eukaryota; Metazoa; Arthropoda; Insecta; Diptera; Chironomidae. The record is from the annotation of a GenBank genome assembly.